CCCCACAGGCCGCGUGAGGAGAGCCUGUGCCCAGAAGCAGGAUGAGAAGAUGGCAAACUUCCUGUUACCUCGGGGCACCAGCAGCUUCCGCAGGUUCACACGGGAGUCCCUGGCGGCCAUCGAGAAGCGCAUGGCGGAGAAGCAAGCCCGUGGCUCGGCCACCUCACAGGAGAGCCGUGAAGGACUGCCUGAGGAGGAGGUGCCCCGCCCCCAGCUGGACCUGCAGGCCUCCAAAAAGCUGCCGGAUCUCUAUGGCAACCCACCCCGAGAGCUCAUCGGAGAGCCCCUGGAGGACCUGGACCCCUUCUAUAGCACCCAAAAGACCUUCAUCGUCCUGAACAAAGGCAAGACCAUCUUCCGGUUCAGUGCCACCAAUGCCUUGUAUGUCCUCAGUCCCUUCCACCCCAUCCGGAGAGCGGCCGUGAAGAUUCUGGUUCAUUCGCUCUUCAGCAUGCUUAUCAUGUGCACCAUCCUCACCAACUGUGUGUUCAUGGCCCAGCACGACCCUCCACCCUGGACCAAGUAUGUUGAGUACACCUUCACCGCCAUUUACACCUUUGAGUCUCUGGUCAAGAUUCUGGCCCGAGGCUUCUGCCUGCACGCGUUCACCUUCCUCCGGGACCCGUGGAACUGGCUGGACUUCAGUGUGAUUGUCAUGGCGUAUGUAUCAGAAAAUAUAAAACUAGGCAAUUUGUCGGCUCUUCGAACUUUCAGAGUCCUGAGAGCUCUAAAAACUAUUUCAGUUAUCCCAGGCCUGAAGACCAUCGUGGGGGCCCUGAUCCAGUCUGUGAAGAAGCUAGCUGACGUGAUGGUUCUCACAGUCUUCUGCCUCAGCGUCUUUGCCCUCAUCGGCCUGCAGCUCUUCAUGGGCAAUCUGAGGCACAAGUGUGUGCGCAACUUCACGGCGGUCAAUGACACCAACGGCUCUGUGGAGGCCGACGGCAUGGUGUGGGACUCUCUGGACCUCUACCUGAACGAUCCAGAAAAUUACCUGCUCAAGAACGGCACCUCCGACGUGUUACUGUGUGGAAACAGCUCCGACGCUGGGACAUGUCCCGAGGGUUACCGUUGCCUAAAGGCUGGCCAGAACCCUGACCAUGGCUACACUAGCUUCGACUCCUUCGCCUGGGCCUUCCUCGCGCUCUUCCGCCUCAUGACACAGGACUGCUGGGAGCGCCUCUACCAGCAGACCCUAAGGUCUGCAGGGAAAAUCUACAUGAUCUUCUUCAUGCUUGUGAUCUUCCUGGGCUCCUUCUACCUGGUGAACCUGAUCUUGGCUGUGGUCGCCAUGGCCUAUGAGGAGCAAAACCAAGCCACCAUCGCUGAAACUGAGGAAAAGGAAAAGCGCUUCCAAGAGGCCAUGGAGAUGCUCAAGAAAGAGCAUGAGGCCCUCGCCAUCCAGGGCGUGGAUACUGUGUCCCGUAGCUCCUUGGAGAUGUCCCCUUUGGCCCCAGUAACCAACCAGGAGCAAAAGAGCAAGAGGAAAAAACGAUUGUCUUCGGGGACAGAGGAGUGUGGAGAGGACAGAUUCCCCAAAUCUGACUCAGAAGAUGGUCCUCAAGCAAUGAAUCAUCUCAGUCUCUCUCACGGCCUCAGCAGGACUUCUGUGAAGCCACGCUCCAGUCGCGGGAGCAUUUUUACCUUUCGCCGGCGAGACCUGGGUUCUGAGACGGAUUUUGCAGAUGAUGAAAAUAGCACAGCUGGGGACAGCGAGAGCCACCGCACAUCACUGCUGGUGCCCUGGACCCUGCGCCGGACCAGUGCCCCGGGACAGCCCAGUCCUGGGACCUCGGCUCCUGGCUUCAUCCUCAAUGGCAAAAGGAACAGUACUGUGGACUGCAAUGGGGUGGUCUCCUUGCUGGGGGCAGGUGACCCCGAGACCACAUCCCCAGGGAGUCACCUCCUCCAUCCUGUGAUGCUGGAGCAUCCCCCAGACACGACCACGCCGUCGGAGGAACCUGGUGGGCCCCCAGUGUUGACCCCCCAGGUUCCAUGUGUAGAUGGCUUCGAGGAGCCGGGAGCACGGCAGCGGGCCCUCAGCGCGGUCAGUGUCCUCACCAGUGCACUGGAAGAGUUGGAAGAGUCUCACCGCAAGUGUCCACCGUGUUGGAACCACUUUGCCCAGCGCUACCUAAUCUGGGAGUGCUGCCCAUUGUGGAUGUCCAUCAAGCAGAAAGUGAAGUUUGUGGUCAUGGACCCAUUCGCAGACCUCACUAUCACCAUGUGCAUCGUGCUUAACACACUCUUCAUGGCGCUGGAGCACUACAACAUGACAAUUGAGUUUGAGGAGAUGUUGCAUGUCGGAAACCUGGUCUUCACAGGGAUUUUCACAGCCGAGAUGACCUUCAAGAUCGUUGCCCUCGACCCCUACUACUACUUCCAGCAGGGCUGGAAUAUCUUCGACAGCAUCAUCGUCAUCCUUAGCCUCCUAGAACUGGGCCUGUCCCGCAUGGGCAACCUGUCGGUGCUGCGCUCCUUCCGCCUGCUGCGGGUCUUCAAGCUGGCCAAGUCGUGGCCCACCCUGAACACACUCAUCAAGAUCAUCGGGAACUCCGUGGGGGCACUGGGGAACCUGACGCUGGUGCUAGCCAUCAUCGUGUUCAUCUUUGCCGUGGUGGGCAUGCAACUCUUUGGCAAGAGCUACUCGGAGCUGAGGCUCCGCAUCAACGACUCAGACCCACUGCCUCGCUGGCACAUGAUGGACUUCUUCCAUGCCUUCCUCAUCAUCUUCCGCAUCCUCUGUGGCGAGUGGAUUGAGACCAUGUGGAACUGCAUGGAGGCGUCUGGGCAGUCGUUGUGCCUGCUGGUCUUCUUGCUGGUUAUGGUCAUUGGCAACCUUGUGGUCCUGAACCUCUUCCUGGCCUUGCUGCUCAGCUCCUUCAGCGCAGACAACCUCACAGCCCCCGACGAGGAUGGGGAGAUGAACAACCUCCAGCUGGCCCUGGCCCGCAUCCAGCGCGGCCUGCGCUUCGUCAAGCGGACCACCUGGGACUUCUGCUGUGGGCUGAUGCGGCAACAGCCUCAGAAGCCCGCAGCCCUUGCGGCCCCCGGCCGGCUGCCCAAUUGCAUCGCCAGCUCCAGCCCCCCACCCCUUCCAGAGGUGGAGAAGGCACCUCCGGCCCGCAAGGAAACACGCUUUGAGGAAGGCAAGCCGCCAGGCCAGGACACCCCCGGGGACCUGGAGCCCGUGUGUGUGCCCAUCGCCGUGGCAGAGUCGGACACGGAUGACCAAGAGGAGGAUGAGGAGAACAGCCUGGGCACAGAGGAAGAGUCCAGCAAGCAGGAAUCCCAGCCUGUGUCCGGUAGCCCAGAGGCCCCCCCGGAGCCUAGGACCUGGAGCCAGGUGUCCGAGACCACCUCCUCCGAGGCUGAGGCUAGUGCGUCUCAGGCAGACUGGCAGCAGCAGCGGAAAGCGGAGCCCCGGGCCCCAGGGUGCAGUGAGAUCCAUGAGGACAGUUACUCCGAGGGCAGCACAGCCGACAUGACCAACACUGCCGACCUCCUGGAACAGAUCCCUGAUCUCGGCGAGGACGUCAAGGACCCAGAGGACUGCUUCACUGAAGGCUGUGUCCGGCGCUGUCCCUGCUGCGCGGUGGACACCACACAGGCCCCAGGGAAGGUCUGGUGGCGGCUGCGCAAGACCUGCUACCGCAUCGUGGAGCACAGCUGGUUUGAGACAUUCAUCAUCUUCAUGAUCCUGCUCAGCAGUGGAGCGCUGGCCUUCGAGGACAUCUACCUGGAGGAGCGGAAAACCAUCAAGGUUCUGCUCGAGUAUGCUGACAAGAUGUUCACCUACGUCUUCGUGCUGGAGAUGCUACUCAAGUGGGUGGCCUACGGCUUCAAGAAGUAUUUCACCAACGCCUGGUGCUGGCUUGAUUUCCUCAUCGUGGAUGUCUCGCUGAUCAGCCUGGUGGCCAACACUCUGGGCUUUGCUGAGAUGGGUCCCAUCAAGUCACUGCGGACGCUGCGUGCACUUCGCCCCCUGAGAGCCCUGUCACGAUUUGAGGGCAUGAGGGUGGUGGUGAAUGCUCUGGUAGGCGCCAUCCCGUCCAUCAUGAACGUCCUCCUCGUCUGCCUCAUCUUCUGGCUCAUCUUCAGCAUCAUGGGCGUGAACCUCUUCGCAGGGAAGUUUGGGAGGUGCAUCAAUCAGACCCAGGGAGACCUGCCUUUGAACUACACCAUUGUGAACAACAAGAGUGAGUGUGAGUCCUUCAACGUGACCGGCGAAUUGUACUGGACCAAGGUGAAAGUCAACUUCGACAACGUGGGGGCCGGGUACCUGGCCCUUCUGCAGGUGGCAACAUUUAAAGGCUGGAUGGACAUUAUGUAUGCAGCUGUGGACUCCAGGGGGUAUGAAGAGCAGCCCCAGUGGGAAUAUAACCUCUACAUGUAUAUCUACUUUGUCGUUUUCAUCAUCUUCGGGUCUUUCUUCACCCUGAACCUUUUCAUCGGUGUCAUCAUUGACAACUUUAACCAACAGAAGAAAAAGUUAGGGGGCCAGGACAUCUUCAUGACAGAGGAGCAGAAGAAGUACUACAACGCCAUGAAGAAGUUGGGCUCUAAGAAGCCCCAGAAGCCCAUCCCACGGCCCUUGAACAAGUACCAGGGCUUCAUAUUCGACAUUGUGACCAAGCAGGCCUUCGAUGUCACCAUCAUGUUCCUCAUCUGCUUGAAUAUGGUGACUAUGAUGGUGGAGACAGAUGACCAAAGCCCUGAGAAAGUCAACAUCUUGGCCAAGAUCAACCUGCUCUUCGUGGCCAUCUUCACAGGCACUGUGCUCUCAGACAUCAUCCAGAAGUACUUCUUCUCCCCGACGCUCUUUCGAGUCAUCCGCCUGGCCCGAAUCGGCCGCAUCCUCAGACUGAUCCGAGGGGCCAAGGGGAUCCGCACGCUGCUUUUUGCCCUUAUGAUGUCCCUGCCCGCCCUCUUCAACAUCGGGCUGCUGCUUUUCCUCGUCAUGUUCAUCUACUCCAUCUUCGGCAUGGCCAACUUCGCUUAUGUCAAGUGGGAGGCUGGCAUCGACGACAUGUUCAACUUCCAGACCUUCGCCAACAGCAUGCUGUGCCUCUUCCAGAUCACCACAUCGGCUGGCUGGGAUGGCCUCCUCAGCCCCAUCCUCAACACGGGCCCCCCCUACUGCGACCCCAAUCUGCUCAACAGCAAUGGCUCCCGGGGGAACUGCGGGAGCCCAGCCGUGGGCAUCCUCUUCUUCACCACAUACAUCAUCAUCUCCUUCCUCAUCGUGGUCAACAUGUACAUCGCCAUCAUCCUGGAGAACUUCAGUGUGGCCACGGAGGAGAGCACCGAGCCCCUGAGCGAGGACGACUUUGACAUGUUCUAUGAGAUCUGGGAGAAGUUCGACCCAGAGGCCACCCAGUUCAUUGAGUAUUCGGCCCUGUCCGACUUCGCCGACGCCCUGUCCGAACCGCUCCGUAUCGCCAAGCCCAACCAGAUAAGCCUCAUCAACAUGGACCUGCCCAUGGUGAGCGGGGACCGUAUCCACUGCAUGGACAUCCUCUUUGCCUUCACCAAGAGGGUCCUGGGAGAGUCUGGGGAGAUGGACGCCUUGAAGAUCCAGAUGGAGGAAAAAUUCAUGGCGGCCAACCCAUCCAAGAUCUCCUACGAGCCCAUCACCACCACACUCCGGCGCAAGCACGAGGAGGUGUCAGCCACGGUCAUCCAGAGGGCCUUCCGCAGGCACCUGCUGCAGCGUUCCGUGAAGCAUGCCUCCUUCCUCUUCCGUCGGCAGACGGGCAGCAGUGGCCUCUCCGAGGAGGACGCCCCUGAGCGAGAGGGCCUCAUCGCUUACAUGAUGAAUGAGAACUUCUCCCAGCCCCUUGGCCCGCCCUCCAGCUCCUCCAUCUCCUCCACAUCCUUCCCACCCUCCUAUGACAGUGUCACCAGAGCCACCAGUGAUAACCUCCAGGUCCGGGCGUCUGACUACAGCCCUAGCGAAGAUCUUGCUGACUUCCCCCCGUCCCCAGACAGAGACCGUGAGUCUAUUGUGUGAACCUCGCACCAGCUGGCCAGGACACACUAAAAGGUAGCCUGUCACAUCAUGGCAAACCUGAAUGCAGUCACAGUCCAGCCUGGGGCCUUCCUGGCUUGGAGCUUUGGGGGUGAGAGAUGGCCUCAACCCCAUAGAUCAACAAGGCAGAGUUCUGUGGCACCACUUGGGCAGCCAGAGCAGUCAGGGGAGCCGACUUUUCAGGAUGGGCUGUCCCUGCAGGCCCCACACGUACCUGUGGCCUCGUCUGGUCAGGCAAUGCCCUGGGGCUCUGAAAAGCAGCUCCAUCCCAGCUGCUGAGACAAAACAUAAAACUGAAACUAUGUAUGUUGUGAAUGGGCUUUCAUAAAUUUAUUAUAUUUGAUAUUUUUUUACUUGAGCAAAGAACUAAAGUUUUUUCCAUGGACAUCGGCAGCGAUGCAUGCUGCCUCUUCUGAACCCUGAACAUGAGUGUCUAUGGAGCAGCCAGAACUCUGUUCUCAAAGCAAAAGUGGAAUCCAGUGUGGCUCCCACAGGCCUUCACUUCCCCUGGCUGAAAUGGGGUCUCCCUUUUGCUUAGGCUGCGGGGCCAGGAGGGCUGACCCCCAACCUCACUCACACAUGCAUGUGCACAUACCUCACGCACAGCAUGGCCAAAACAGGCCACGAGUGUUGGGCCCUAGGCAAAGGGAGACAGGCCUUUCCCUAGGCCUCAUGGAGGGGGUUCUUGUCCAUGGAGUGAACCGGCCUUCCCCUGUCUCCAGGAUUCCGUUUUUCCCCAUGUUUUUACACGGGCCACAUUGGGAUCAAUGCUGCAAAAAUAAAAGGCUUCCAGAGGAGAGUGGCCUGGGUCCCAGGGCUGGUCCGAUGCACUGUUGUUGCCUUUUCUUCCCCUCCUGUAAGAGUAUUAACCUUAAAAUCGAAGGGCACAAGGGAGCCAGCCCCACUCACAGCCUGGCAUAUGGCUUGUUCUUGCUCCCAGAGCCUGGCAGGGCCUGCCCCACAGGCCAAGAAAGCCAUGUGAUGUAGGGCAAAGAAGUUCAGCAGUGGCAUUCAGCCACGGUGACCUUUGGCCCAACUGCAGAAAAGAACCCGCUGCCAUCUCCCAGGGCUCUCUCUCCGGAUUUUUUUGCCUCUGGCCAUGUGGGGAGGAGACUUCUGUGUGAUCCCAGCUUCUCUCCAGAUGCAGCGGCAUGGGCGUGAGGAGGGUGGCUUAACCUUGUGCAGUGACAAAGCUUCAGGAUGGUCAGG
This is a messenger RNA of Carlito syrichta (Philippine tarsier), 7237 nucleotides long. It is a transcript of the gene SCN5A, whose product is annotated as sodium voltage-gated channel alpha subunit 5. The transcript is spliced from 27 exons. NCBI's taxonomy places the organism in Eukaryota, Metazoa, Chordata, Mammalia, Primates, Tarsiidae. The coding region runs from base 50 to 6010 and encodes 1986 amino acids. Gene Ontology annotation, molecular function: voltage-gated sodium channel activity involved in cardiac muscle cell action potential. Gene Ontology annotation, biological process: sodium ion transmembrane transport; neuronal action potential; membrane depolarization during action potential. The record is from RefSeq and is a predicted model, not a curated record. Gene Ontology annotation, cellular component: axon; voltage-gated sodium channel complex; plasma membrane.